AUGGACUUCGAUGAUGGCGGCAGUGACAGUCAGGAAGGGCGUGACGACUUUCAGUCCCUGACUACAGACUUGGAGCCCUUUACUUGCGAUCACCCAUUGCUGAAGUUUGGCCAAGUUGGCUACAAUGGACCUGCUGGCUUCAUGUGGGACUUUGCCUAUGUCUAUGACAACCUUCAUGCUUUGGGCGAAAAGAAGCAGAAGUACAAGAUGUUAAAGGAGCUCCAGGAACAAUGCUGUGAAGGGCAACACUUGUCCAGGGAAGAUUUGCAUGUGAAAAAGGAAAGAAGGCGAGGGUGCUUGGCCGUUGAUGCAGUGAGCACAUUGCUUGUCUUGCACUUUUUGCUCGACUUGCUCAACAAAACAAGAACUGAUGCCAAAGCGCUGACUAUGAGAAACUAUUUCAAAGAUGUUGGCAUGCUGGUCACCCAGGAAGCAAGUCGCCACAAUGAUGUGCUGAAGUUUUCAGUUGGUGACUUUCCUAUGCAUGUUCUGCCUACAGGGAAGUUGCAAGGCUUUCGUUUGUGGCUCGGAAGACAUGUUCACAAACAGGUGGUUCAAUUGUGGCUUACACUGUGGAAGUGGAUGGCCAGGGAAGACAAUGGGCCACUUCUGACAGAAGACAUUUCCAGCAACGAUGAUGAGGAGCCAUCCUUGGUGGAUUUACUCAUGUUUUGUGUCAAUUUUAUACAUUCCUACAAGGCGGCCCAUUCGUUUCGACAGCCUCCCCCUUUCUCCACCGAUAGCAUGAGAAAUCUGCAACAAUGCGUUCUCAAGUUUGUGGCGUGGGUUGUCAACAAUGUGGUGCUUGAGAUGAUGACCCAGCAGGACGAUUCUCAGCCAGUGCCAUCCAGACGCGUGAGAAGGAACUCCGAUGCAAAUCUGCGGAAGAUGAGUCCUCAUGAGAUCUGGCGUGUCAUUGAGCAAAGCAAGGAUACUGGGGUGUCAUACCAAAAGAUUUGUGCUCUGCGAAAAGAUGACCCACAAGGAGGAAUCAGUGAGCAACUGACGUGGGUUUGGUACAGGCAGUCAAAAUUUCAAUGUACAGAACACAGGCCGUCAUCAAGGCUAAGUUUCUUCAAUGUGAAGAACUUCGCCAUUGUCACGGAUGCCUCAACUCAUAGCAACAAGGACUACCUGAUGAGCCUGGCCUAUGACCCUGUAAAUGGAGUAGGGGCUCACAUGUGCUCAGUUCACGUCAGGUCAACAAAAGUGUUACACCCACAGGAGAUGGAGCUGACACCAGAAGCAGAGCGCUUGGCAGCGAGACGGGAAAUUGAACGGCUUAGCAGCUUGAAGUUCUUGCAAGGCCUUUCGGCCCAGAUAUGCAAGUUGACUGACCUUUGCUUGGAUGAUUUUAAAUUUCCUGAAGUCUUGCUCAAAAUGUUGGAGCUGCAACCAGGCGAUAACUUCUUCUUUGACGACAAUGUCGCAGUGCUGAAUGGAGAGGAGUUUCAAUUAAGUCAAUUACGUCAGUUGUCUGAUUUGCCUUGUUUGCAUUGCAUCAUGGACCAAGGCAAAGUUGGCUGCGCAGCUGCUGCCUUUGUCACUUCCCAAGCUGGCCUCCAAAUCCACUUCACCUUCGACAAGAUUCACCGCCUGUUGAGAGACCUGAAAAACCCAAUCAAAGCAGCUGGCUUGGAAUCUUGUGUUUUGGCAACAACGUAUCUGUUCAGCGUCAACACCAAGCCUUUUGGAAGUGGCCAAUGGUUUACGGAAAAAACUCAGAUCUUGGAAGCAUUCUUUGAAUCCAACAGCUUUGACUGCCAAUGGUUUCAGGCAUUGAAAGAGAGAAUUGCCAAUGAUUUUGGUAUGGAAGGGUGCUCCGACAGGGAGAUCUGGGACUCCAUUCCCGAGCAAUUGGAAUCGUGGAGGCUCAAGGGCGGACUUGCCAAGGCAAGCAGAUGGUUUUCCUGGAACGAAGGAGCUGCUGUCCACUUGAAAGAAUGGCAUAGCUCCCUCAUGCUCCUCUCGUGGUACUUCCCAACAGAUCUUGACACUGAUGGUCAGUCUGGUUUGUUAGGCCUCAAAGGCUGUUUGACACAGAUGUAUUGGGAAGAUGCCCACAUCAUCUUCAGAGUUCAAUAUGGAAUGUGGUCGUGGUACUCGCAGCAGAUCCAUGAUGUCAAAAGCCCAGAGCAUGCAAUCAUUGAAUCUUUGGAAAUGGUCGAGUCAUGGAUGAGUCAUCAGUCUCUCCAGACCCUUGCUGAAUCGUGGAGCGCUCAAACUUGGGCCGAUGUUGAGCGGUUUGUGCCUGACCAGGAGGCCUUCAUUGCCAGAGUGAAUACCUAUGCUCUUGGAUGCUUGAUGAAUCGUUGCGCAACGCUUUCCAAGUUCUCAGCUCCACCUGAGACAUGGGUUGGGCUUCUAGAUCCCCAGCAAGCACAGGUGACAAGAAUGCGGCUCUUGAAGGAGUAUCGUUGGUUUCAAUCCUUGCGGUGCAGCAUGGCUCCUUUUGCAGCAGAGCUUGCCAGUGACAUUGAGACGGUCUUCGAUUUGCCUUGUCGUCAUUUGUGUCAUUUGUGUCAUUUUGACUUUGGAGCAGCGCAAGAGCUGGCCAAGCUGCUGAUUGGUGGCUUUGCGGAUUCAAAAGUGGUGGAGGACAUUCACCAAGCAUGCAGGGUGGCCACGAACCCAGGCAGCAACAAGAAGCUCUCUGGAGCUACGUUGCAGCUUGUUUGCCAAUUCUCUGAGGUUUUGGACAAGAGAGGGAUCGUCCAUCCAGCUGCCGUAACCCGUGAAGAAUUCUUGGACAAGUGGCCUGAUGCCAGAGAUGAUUUCAACUGCCGCCAGGAAUUCAAAUCAUCCAGCCAUAGUCUACCAGCUCGCUACUCAGAGAUUCUGACGAAGAAGAUGUGGCGCACUGUCAGUGAGGAUUGGCUUCGAACCUCAUACGGGGCAUGGCAAUGGAUGAUUCAAUACUGCGGGCAAAGGCUUGCUGACCAAGGUGUUCGCCUGGAGGAUGGUCUUCUGAACCGCCUUGCUUUUCAAGGGCAAGUGAUUGAAGUCAAUUUUGUCUAUCUACUCAUUUUGGGCAAUUUGAAGUGGCAAGCCCUUGCUUGGCCGUUGAAGCUUGUGGACGCAUCUUUUUGGCUCCGAAUCAAAGAGAAGUCUAGGAAGGACAUCCUUUUGAAGCUGGCGUUGCAUUUCGGAGAUGAUUUUGCAGAGCUGGUCUUGGAGUGCGACUCUAAGACGACAAAGAAGUCAUCAUCUGAUCCAGAUCAAGCAGCUUUGGUAAAAGCUGUGUUUGACCACUUGGACGCGGAUGAGCAGAAGGAGUUUCGCUCUGUCAAGGAGAAUGUCUACAGGGAGGAGAAAACUCAGAAGCAAUUGAAGUGGCGCAAAUUGCUCAACGAAAAAAUGGAGGAGCAAGCAGAAGCAAGCGAUGCUGUGAAGAUGGAAGACGAAGAGGAUUUGGAGGAAGAAGUGAAGCAAACGAAACUGAACGUGCUGAAGCAGCAGCUGAACUUGCUGAGGAAGCAGCUCCUCCUGCUGAACUUGCCGAAGAAGCAGCUCCUGCUGCUGAAGUUGCUGAAGGAGCUUCUCCUGCUGAAGUUGCUGAAGGAGCUCCUCCUGCUGAACUUGCUGAAGCAGCAGCUCCUGCUGCUGAACUUGCUGAAGCAGCAGCUCCUGCUGCUGAACUUGCACCCCCGGCUCAACCGGCUGAGCCAGCUCGGCCAGCGCCUGUGCCUGGCAGAGAUGUCGGGCCUCGAGUGCACUCAACACCUGCCCUCCUCAGAAGCAUUGAGAGAAGUCCCAGAUGAAGUUUUUGAAGGCCUCAAGGAUGAGAUGAGCCCAAGUGCAGCUUCAGAAGAUGACGAUCAAGAGAAAUGGCUGGAUGACAAGCUCCAACAGAUUUCUUCGUUAGAUUUCUAUGAUUUCUUGGCCUGCAGCAAAUUCAAUAGGCGUGUCGACUGGCCAGAAGGACUGCAUCAUGUCAAGUCCACAUGUCAAGACUUUCUUGAUUUUGACCAAGAGAAUGGCGGCAGGGCCUCGAAAGUGUGGCCUUCAUUUUUGUGUGAAGCAUAUCCUUUUUUGCGCGGCGCAACAUCGUGCUUGGAGAUGAUGGUGCUGGUUGCUGAAAGGUUUCUUUUCAAUUUGGUCAAUUUCAAUGAACUGGAUCAAUUGGAAUUUGUUGAGUUUUGUGCUGGCCGAGCCCAUCUCAGUCGAGAGAUGCUGCGUCAAGGAUUUCACCAAGGAGCUUCUGUGGACAUUCUUUUUCAUCCCCACCAUGACAUGUUGAGUUCCAAGGGACUGAGGACUUGGUUUGACAUGGUAGUGGCUUCUCGGCGAAAGUCGUUACACUGGUUUGCUACCAGAUGCUCGAGCUUCGUCCCGCUCUGUAUCUCUCAAAGCAUGAGAUACGAGGAGAAUUCAUUCUACGGGGAUAGAAGCAGGCCAUGGGUGGAGCAGGGCAACCUUCAACAGGAAGUAACUGCAAUGAUGAUGUUCUUCAGUUUCCUCUUGGAUUGCAUUCCGGUGUUGGAGCAACCCACAGGGAGUGUGCUUCCAAAACUACCAUCCCUUCGUAAUGUUUUGUGGUUCUUCGACUUCAAGAAGACAGUGACCUACAUGGGAAGCUUUGCUGGCCCAACAAGCAAGCCUCUCCAGAUCUGGCAUCCGUCUUCAGGGCCUGGCUCCCUAUUUGCAGCCAUCGCCAGGCCAAGGCCAGAUGGCUUGGACAAUUUGGCUUCCAGUGGCCAGAGCUGGGAUGGAAGCCACACUUACACUGGCAAUAAGGAGAUGCUCAUCGAAAGCGAGCACUACACGCCAGAGUUUGGCGCUUGUGUCGCCCAAAUCUACGAGCAGAUUCGAGCUUCGUGA
Molecule: messenger RNA, 4821 nt
Organism: Cladocopium goreaui
Lineage: Eukaryota; Dinophyceae; Suessiales; Symbiodiniaceae
Source: the annotation of a GenBank genome assembly